AUGGCUGCUUCAGCUGAAUAUGUGAAGCACAUCGAGUCGUAUGUUGACUCGUCCAGCUCUGCGACUCAGCAGGCUGCAAGUGUAGAUGCAAUUGCUGCUCUCUUGAAGAAUGACAUGCUAACUGUAGAAGCACUGGUUAAAGAGAUGGAGAUGUAUUUGACCACUACAGAUAGCAUCAUUCGCGCUAGAGGUAUCCUCCUCCUCGGAGAAUUAUUGACAAAAUUAGCAUCAAAGCUUUUGGACAAUGCUACUAUACAUAGCUUAAUAGGAUUCUUCACAGAAAGGCUGGCAGAUUGGAGAGCUUUGCGUGGUGCCCUUGUCGGUUGCUUGGCCUUAAUGAGGAGGAAAAGUAAUGUUGGUAGUGUUACUGACAGUGAAGCAAGAGCAGUUGCCCAAUCUUUAUUGGAAAACCUGCAAGCACAAUCGUUAGGACAGCAUGAUAGGAAGCUAUGCUUUGAACUUGUUGAAUGCCUUCUAGAUGACUACCCUGAUGCAGUUGUGGCAAUGGGUGAUUACCUUGUCUAUGGAGUCUGUGAAUCUAUUGAUGGAGAAAAGGAUCCUCAAUGCUUAAGGCUCACAUUUCAUAUUGUGGAAGAUCUGGCACUGUUAUUUCCAGAUCCGUCUGGCCCGCUAGCAAGUUUUGCUGAAGGACUUUUUGAAAUUUUGGGCUGUUACUUUCCUAUCCAUUUUACACAUCCAAAAGGUGAAGAUGUUGACGUGAAGAGGGAAGAGCUCUCAAGGGCACUAAUGUUGGCGUUUGCUGCUACACCUCUCUUUGAGCCGUUUGCCAUUCCGUUACUUCUUGAAAAACUUUCAUCUUCUCUGCCAUCAGCGAAGGUUGAAUCUUUGAAGUAUCUUAGCUAUUGCGCAGUUAAGUACGGAUCAGACAGAAUGGCGAAACAUGUUGAAGCUCUUUGGUCUUCAUUAAAAGAUGCUACUCUUAUUUCAGCACAGGCUUCUUUGCCCUUGGAAUCAGAAUCACUGGAUGGUAUGGGCUUUCAGGAGAAUGAAAUUGUGACAGAAGCCCUCAGACUUCUGGAAAAGCUUAUUCAACAAAGCAAUGGCUUGUUCUUAAGUUUUGUUCUUGGUGAUGAAGAUAUAAAGUCAGCUAUAAUCACCAUUACUAGUUUCAAUGGCUAUGAUGAUAUUCCCUUGCAAAGCAAACAGAGGCUACAUGCAAUAGGUUGUAUCUUAUCUGUUUCUUCCAAAGCUUCCAUUGGUUCGUGCAAUAGCGUGUUCGAAAGUUUCUUUCCACACCUAAUGGAAGCUUUGGGGCUUUCAGUUCAAAAUUCGUCUUGGAAUGGCCAUCCAGAUGAACCUCAUGUAUUUACUGCAAACCUAAAUUUUGGAUCUCUGUAUCUCUCUGUUGAAAUCCUAGCUGCGUGCAGAUAUUUGGUUGUGGGCUCAGAUGAGCUUAACUCUCUUCCUGUUUCUUCUCAUGAGACAUGGUGCAGUAUGCUUCAUAGCUUUUGUAGUUCAUUGACCGAGGUUUUCUGUUCUACCUUUCUGACAAGCAUGAAUGCAAGAACUCAAAAAGCUUAUAUUCAAUGCGGAGUGAAGGGUUUGCAGAUUUUAGCCACAUUUCCUGAAAGCUUCUCACCAGUGCCAAAAUCCAUAUUUGAGAAUAUUUUGCUGCAGUUGAUGUCAAUCAUCCUUUCGGAUUUUAACAGGACAUUGUUGUGGAAAUUGGCACUGAAAUCAUUGGGGGAGAUCGGCUCAUUUAUUAAUAAAUAUCAUGAGUCUGAGAAGGCAUUAAUCUUCGAGGUUACUGUCAUAGAGAAGACUGCUUCAAUGAUUUCUUGUGAAGAUUCUAUGAUGCCUUUCUCACUGAAAAUGGAAGUGGCUACCUGUAUUGGUAUGACUGGGUUGCCUUUUAUGCUGAGAAUUGUUGAAGUCAUGGACAAGGCGAUAUCUGCCAAUUUGUCUGAGGUCUAUGCCCAUGGAAAUUUGAAGUCAGCUGAAUUUACAAUUCAGCUUUUGGAGUGUUACUGUAAUAAGUUGUUUCCCUGGUUUGAUAAUGCUGGAGGUUUUGAGGAAGUACCAUUGCAUUUCACAGUUAAUCUUUGGAACCAAAUUGAAAAUAGCAAUUCUUGUAGCAGUGGAUUUCAGGACAAAAAACUUCUUGGUGCAAUAAUGGCGGCAAUGAAGUAUGCUGUUGGAUGUUGUAUGGAAGAAAGUCAGACCAUAAUUGUCCAGAAAGCUUUCAGGGUACUUACUUCAAGCUCCUGUUUCCAGUUGGAGUCUCUGUUGGGUGUUACUGGGGACCUACUUGAAGGGUUACGACUUACUCAUGAUUUAGACUGUGUUUCAUGUAGAGAUGAAUGGAUUAUUUCAUUAUUUGCAUCAGUUGUUAUAGCACUUUGUCCUGAGACGGACAUUCCACAUGCUAAAGUGAUAUUGCAGUUAUUCUUGACAACCCUCCUCAAAGGUCAUGUUCCAUCAGCUCACGCAUUGGGUUCUUUGGUUAACAAACUGCCUCUAAAAAUAAAUGGAACAGAUAUUUCAAAAGAUUGUAGUUUAGAAGAAUCAAUGGAUCUGAUCUUUAACAGUAGUUUAUGGGGUUCAUGUGAUAAUGGUUCUUUAAGGAGCUGCUUGGGUGAUGGCAGUGAGAUGGAUCUUAGUAGAUUAAGGUUAAGCAGUGUAAACACUCGGGUGCACGCUAUCAUUGGAUUAGCAUGGAUGGGGAAAGGUUUGCUUAUGCGGGGUCAUGAAAAGGUAAAAGACAUAAUUAUGACUUUUUUGAGUUGCAUAAUGUCCCAUGGAAAUAUUUUGACCUUUCCAUGGAAGCAUGAUCCACUAGAGAACAGUAAAGAGCAGGAAGUGCUCCCUCUGAUGAAGUAUGCAGCAGAUGCAUUCCAAAUUCUAAUGAGUGAUUCUGAAGCUUGUUUGAACAGAGGAUUUCAUGCAACAAUACGGCCACUUUAUAAGCAACGCUUUUUCAAUACCAUGAUGCCCAUUCUACUAUCUGCAAUAGUGAGAUCUAAUUCAUCAAUUUCAAGGAGAAAGGGUUUCUGCUAUGCAUUUCUAUUUGGUGCUUUGCACACUGAAGCUUGA
Messenger RNA from Ilex paraguariensis (yerba mate), 3054 nucleotides. Lineage: Eukaryota; Viridiplantae; Streptophyta; Magnoliopsida; Aquifoliales; Aquifoliaceae. The record is from the annotation of a GenBank genome assembly.